AUGGACGGCGGCGGGGACUGGCACCACAUGAGUCCCAUUCUGCGUGACAGUUUUUACUGGAAGCUAGGCUGCAAUUCUCAUCCCAAGCAUUUAAUCCAUUUACACUUACAUCAGUUGCUGAUCUCUUAAUUUCAGAUGCAUUUUACAUAUCCUCAUUGGUGCUCUCCUCCCGUCACAAUUACUGGAUAUGCUAUCCCACUUUCUCUUCUUGCAGGGAUUGUCUCCAUUAUCAGCCUAACUGUGCUGGCCUAUGAAUGUUAUAUUCAUGUGGUUCAUGCCAGAAUGAUCACUUUUUCCUGGACCUGGAGGGCCGUUACCUACAUCUGGCUGUACACACUGGUGUGGUCAGGAGUGCCUCUCAUGGGCUGAAACAGGUACAUCCUGUUUCAUGGACUAGGAUGUGCUGUAGACUGGAAAUAAGAUGCCAAUGACUUCUGCUUUGUGCUUUUCUUAUUUCUUGGCUCCCUGGUGGUGCCUGUGGGUGUCAUUGCUCAUUGCUAUGGCCAUAUUCUGUAUUCCAUUGAGUUGCUUCGUGGCGUUGAAGAUCUUCAGACAAUAAAAGUGAUAAGGAUUUUAAGAUAUGAAAAUAAACUGGCCAGAAUGUGCUUUUGUAUGACAUUCACCUUUAUGAUCCUUUGGAUGCCUUAUGUUGUGAUUUGUUUCUUGAUGUUUAGUGAUGGUGGACACUUGGUCACUCUAACAGUAUUUAUUGUUUCAUAACCCUUCACUAAUUCCAGCACUGUGUAUGAUGCAGCUUUUUAUAUCUUCAUGAUCAGAAAGUUUCAAAGGGCCCUUUUGCAUCUCCUAUGUUUCCGACUGCUCAGAUACCAGCAACCUGCUAAAGACCUACCGAGUUAAAUGCAGAUUAGACCCAUUGAGAUGUCACAGAAAGUCAGGGACAGACCAAAGAAAAAAGUGAUUUUUAACUCUUCUCCCAUCAUUUUUAUUAUCACUCAUGAUGGCUCACUAUCAGUCGAUGACAAAGACAGAACCAGUGGGUCAAAGGUUGAUGUAAUCCAAAUUCGCCCUUUAUAGGAAUGAAAGAUAGGGCUUUAAAUCAAGAUAUCACUUUUAGACUACCAUUAUAAGAUUGUUUUGGAAUCCUCAUUCUGUGUAAUAUCAACAGAAGUUUUGUGGUCCAGUAGAAAAUCUGAAUUGCUCUCAAGUUUUCUUGCCUCUGGGAGGAACUGAGCAGGACAAAUUCUUUACUUCAAUGGGUGCUUCAUAUAAUGAAAAAUCUUUUAUGGCCCAAGGUGGGCAUCAGGUACCAUCAACUUAUAACAUGCUGAAAAUUUUCACUUCAAAUAAAUAUUUUUAAAUGUUUGUAUUUCCAAGGCAAAUAACACAUACUUCUCAAAACUUAUUUAGCUGUUAAAAUAACUUUGUCUCAUACACAUGUGUGAAAUAGCUAGAAUAUCUUGAAUUUUCUGUAGUGUUGGGUCCUAUUCAGUAUCAUGACAAAUGUUUGAUCAAUAAAAUUUAUCAAAGACAAUUCUGGGAUGAAAAAGAAAAUCAAUUUCUUAACUUUAUGGGAAACAAAAGACUAUUGCUCUAUGAGUAAUAUGAUUUUUUAAAAAGGAG
Messenger RNA from Vicugna pacos (alpaca), 1581 nucleotides. The record is from RefSeq and is a predicted model, not a curated record. NCBI's taxonomy places the organism in Eukaryota, Metazoa, Chordata, Mammalia, Artiodactyla, Camelidae.